This is a messenger RNA of Prorocentrum cordatum, 2188 nucleotides long. Lineage: Eukaryota; Dinophyceae; Prorocentrales; Prorocentraceae. The record is from the annotation of a GenBank genome assembly.
UGUGGCUCUGGCGGUGCACCGGGCCCUCCGAGGGGGGCGCCGGGGCCGCGCGAGGUCCGCCACUGGGCGGGCCCAGGCCUGGGCCGAUGCCUGCCCUGAGCCAGGUGCUGACUGCGGCGGCCCUGGCGGUCGGGUCGGCCCAGUUCUCUGGAUUCGCCGACGGCAAGGGCAGGGCGCCGUCCCGGAAAAGAACGAAAUUCCAAGGUGCACCUGGCGGCAAAGGCCGCGGAAUGGAUGGCGUGGCGCACUGGGACCCGAGCAGCAUCCACAACCCCAGCCUCACCAUGGCGACUAGCGAGGUGUGCAAGGUGAUGGCUCCCCUCUGGCUGACCGCCAGAAGGCUUCUGGGCGAUACUUCCGCGGUCGGCUUCUCGGACCAGGAGUGCUCGUUCCUCCACGAGUACUACAAGGGCCCGCACGUACCCCCGAGGCUCAGGGACUUCGGCUACAAGGUUCCGACGGAUUGCCUCGGCUAUGUGGGCAUCUAUAAGAGCGCGUCCAGUGAGACGCUGUGUAACUUGCGCAACAACUUGGGGAGGAGGCCGAGGUGGGCCCAAGGCAUGGCCAAUAAUAUACUACAGAGAAUGAUCCAGAUACACAUGUUCCCAGUACUGAAUGAGUCUGCGGACGCCGUGGUGGAUCCGGAUUCGAAGUACUACGAGGACAAUCCGCAGGACCUGGCGCGGUCCCAGCGCGAAGGGAGGCCGCGCCACGGCACGGCCUUCACGUGGGUCCGGGAGCCCGCGCUCCGGUUCGUGUCCGGUUAUUCCGAGAUCGAGUAUUACUUCACGAUUGGGGAGCCGUACUUUUUUUACGAUUUCGUUCUGCACAGCCCGCAGCAACGCGAGAGGUACAGACCUGGCCACAUAGUCGGUCAGGCCAAGAGGGCUUGCGUAGGCUGUUCGUUUUGGGAUGACGCGGUGAAUUCGUCUGCUCGAGCCAAGCAGUUCGUGCUGGAUUUCUUGAAGGUUGGCAUGCGACCAGAGUUCUUAUGGCGGCAUAUUUUCCCACAAGUGGCGCAAGCCAAUGUGUUUUUUGAUGCGGCAGGCCCUUUGGAUUUUGUCUGUCAUUUGGAGUCCUUUGAGCGAGGGUGGGAGUUUGCUGGUAUGAUGAUCAAUCGGCAAUUGAGUCCUUUUAACAGGUCGUGCCGAGACACGGGCUACUCUGGAUCUGGGUCGGGUUUCGAACCACGGGAGACGAUGAACAAUGCCAUCUUCGGCACUGAGGACGUCUCCUCUGAGACCUGCGCCGCAGACGGCAAAGGCUCUCGUUGCGUGAUAUCAGACCCCGAACCAAACCUUCGGGUCUGUUUUGGAGGUCACCGCGGCGAUCGCGGUGGCCACAAAUCGGGGCAAGGGUUUUUGUCAUGGGGUGGCAUGCCUCAUUCUCCUUCCCCCCUCGCUCUGAAAUGCGGGCGUGGUUCAGAAUGAACCAUCUAAAUAUAUGGAGACAGAGAGAAGUCGAUCUAUGUCCAGCAUGGGCAGUCAUGCUUUCGUUGGUCCGGGGUCGCUUAUCAUGCAACCAGGCUCGGAGGCCUGCAGAACUGGAGGCUCCGGAGGCGCGUCUGAUGUCGCAAAGAGUUUGGGCUGCGCACUGCUGCUGCCCGAUUACGUCUGCUUCGGGUACAAGAACAUCGUGGAGCCCGCCGACUGCGUGGCGGCGGGUUUCGCCGACUCCGUCCAGCAGUGGGAGGAGAUCCAGCUGGCCGUGCGCAGAGAGAUCUGCCCCGGCGUGCGCAGGUGGAUCGGCGGCCUGUACGACUCUGGGCCCCUGGACGCCAGCACGGUCCAAGAGGUCUUCCGAGAGAAGCUUGCCGACGGCAUGUAGGCCGCGAGUAAUCGGAGGGCCAAGAGGUCACGACGAUGAUGGUGCGUUCCAGGAUUUUGUCCAGGAUUUGUCCAGGCGAUCCCGGACGCCCUAGUGUUGCACACGGGCUGCAGAAACGAGGGCCGCUAGAUAUUCUUGGAAAUCCUGGAGCGUAUCCCGAGCCUGUCCUGACAUGGCAUCGCUCCCGCAAUAAAAGUCACCCCGCGCGAGGCGGCGAUGGGGCGUCGGAGGCGGACAGCUCUCCUCUGUCGGGCCCGGGUGCAAGGACAGCACAACCCACCCUAACCCUUUGGCUUGUGAAAGUCGAUUAAUGGAGAGGAAGCGUGCUGCCAAAUAAUUUCCAGAUGUCUAAAAGGUGUCU